Molecule: messenger RNA, 645 nt
Organism: Hyphopichia burtonii NRRL Y-1933
Lineage: Eukaryota; Fungi; Ascomycota; Pichiomycetes; Serinales; Debaryomycetaceae
Exons: 1
Coding region: 1-645 (214 amino acids)
Biological process (GO): ribosomal large subunit biogenesis
Cellular component (GO): nucleolus
Source: RefSeq, a predicted model, not a curated record
AUGACUUCCGUUAGAAAGAGAAAGAUGGCCCGUUCUUCAGUGGGUAAAACCACCAGAAGAUUGAAGGACAAACAACGUAAGAUCAAUAUUCAUUCGAAUCCAAUCAUUGCAGCAAAUUGGGAUUAUUCAUUAACAUUACAACAAAAUUAUAAGAAAUUAGGAUUAAGAGCCAAAUUGGGUAGUAUGGCCGGGGGUCAAGAACAGAAGGUUGAGACUUUAACUGAUUUUAGAAAACGUAAAGAAGAAGAAGAUAAAAACAAGCAUAUAACUCCAAGUGAUAUUGAAAAUACCGAUGAUCCAUCUAAAAUACCUGAAGGUGAAGCUCGUUUGAUAAGAGAUCCCGAAACUAAUGAAGUUAUAAAAGUUGUUCACGGGACCAUGAAGGUUGAAGCUCCAAAGAAAGAGAAGAAAGAAAAUAGUCAAGUAGUUAAUGAAUUAGAAAAAUUGGCUCAACAAAAUGCAUCACAUAAAAGAGAACGUACAUUAUCUGAACGUGAAAGUGAUUGGGCUAAAUCUUUAUAUGAAAAAUAUGGUGAUGAUUAUGAAAAAAUGAAAUGGGAUAAAAAAUUAAAUAUUUAUCAGCAAACUGCUGGUGAAAUAAGAAAAAGAAUUACUAAAUGGAAAAAGGCUAAUAAAAUUGAAUAA